AUGGCUUCUUCCAAUCAGAACAACUAUGCCAACCUGUCAUUAAACCAGCUUCGCAUCACUUACAGCCGCCGCAGUGACAAGAAUGAGAGGCCCGGCCGGGGCAGGACCGUGAAGUAUUGGAUCAGUAGGCUCAAGCAGCUGGACACCCAAGCGAACCAGAAUCUGCAAGCACCGGCAAUAGCACCAGCACCAGCACCGAUACCAGCAGCACCCUCGACAUCGAACCAGCUUGGUCCUCCUCGAGGAGCCUCUCAGCCUUCAUCGUCGACACAGCACCAGGCCCAACAGCUCCCACAACAGUCGGGAGCGAACAAUGUACAGCAUGGUUAUAAUCAAGCCGCGCCAGCUGCCUUGAAUGAAAGCAACCAGAUAUGGCUUGAGCGCAUUGCCGACGCUAAAGAGGCACAGAGUGAACCGCGCAAGCAACCGACGCCACGGGUUGUUGAAGGCGUCGAGGGACUGCGAGUCAAGAUAUAUGGCAAUGUGUUCGCUCCAUCAGCACACGAUAAUCUGACUGCUCUCACCCGCAUCCUUCCCGAAAUCCAUGGCGAGGCAGAUCUGAUCCUCUACAACUUGAAUCAACUCCACAUCAAAGUCGUAGCUGCUGCUGACAUUGCUAGUAACGGUGGUCUGCUCAUAAGAACGUCCGUAGAAAUGUUUGGCGCUAGCAUUCAUCAGAUCUUCCAUCACCAGCAAAACCUCCGAACUAUGCAAGAUAGACGUAACGAAGACCCUCUCGACGACGACGGCGAGAUCGACUUCUUCACGGUGCUCGCCCGUCUUCGCCAAUACGACUCCUACGACCGCCAUGGGAAAGUCGUGAAGACAGCUUCACCCUUCCGCUAUGCGAAGAAUCUCCUAAUUGAAAUUGAGAUCGAUACGAACACCGGCUCUCCAGAUAUCGAUAUCCCAACAGGUCGCUUCGUGCUUGCCAACCAUAUUCUGUAUGCCCUGAGCACUCUCGUUCCAUCCAAGUCCAAGCAUGUCGAGAUCAGGAUUAUCGAGCGUCCACAACCAGAAGGACGAUUCGGACAUCAUGAACCGCCCAAUUGGCUGACUCUUCUCUACCCCAUCACUCGCUUUUCUCGACUGACCGAAGACGUCUCCAUGUCCAUCUCUACACAUCUCGGACACGCGAGUGAUGCAAAAAUCAAGCAAGACUUGUCGAAUCUGAAGCCAGCCAAGGGCGUCGCUCUACCAUGCGACGCUGCGAUCACGGCCCACGACCUCGCCUCCAAGGCUCGCCGUCUCUACAAUCACGGCACCAAAUCCAACAUUGAUGACGAAGUGUCCAACAUGCUUCAUGUCUACAGACUGGCGUGCGACAAAGCUCUUGACUUGGUCAAACUUCCAGUCGAGUUUGAUGAAGCAAGAGAUGUACAGAUCUGUCGGGCUGUGUCAUCAUUGUUGGCAUUUAGAGAGAAGCACAUUGUACCUAUACAGGCGUUGGCCCAGAUGAAGUCGUGGGAUGAUGCAGACAGUGACGACGAGGAAGUGGCGGAUGACGCCACAGAGGAUGAUAAUGUGGAGGACAGUGCAGCGGAGACUGAUGCAGAAGUGGACGAUACGGGGGGCGAUGAUGCGGCGGAGGCCGAUGCAGAGGAUGAGGAGGAUCCAGAAGGAGAGGAUGCUGAGGAGGACAGUGACUAG
Fulvia fulva is the source of this 1650-nucleotide messenger RNA. RefSeq lists its product as uncharacterized. NCBI's taxonomy places the organism in Eukaryota, Fungi, Ascomycota, Dothideomycetes, Mycosphaerellales, Mycosphaerellaceae. Bases 1 to 1650 code for a protein of 549 amino acids. The record is from RefSeq and is a predicted model, not a curated record. The transcript has 2 exons.